AUGAAUAUGAACAUUCCUAUCCCUGAAAAGAUUCAAGACUGUAAAGCUGGAUUCCCAUUUAUCAGAAAUCUAGAAAUCAUCAACAAACAAGUUCGAUGGUCGGAACAAGUUUCUACUACUACUACUACUACUACUACUACUACUACUACUACUACUACUACUACUACUACUACUACUACUACUACUACUACUACUACUACUACUACUACUACUACUACUACUACUACUACUACUACUACUACUACUACUACUACUACUACUACUACUACUACUACUACUACUACUACUACUACUACUACUACUACUACUACUACUACUACUACUACUACUACUACUACUACUACUACUACUACUACUACUACUACUACUACUACUACUACUACUACUACUACUACUACUACUACUACUACUACUACUACUACUACUACUACUACUACUACUACUACUACUACUACUACUACUACUACUACUACUACUACUACUACUACUACUGCUUACAUUGCUACUACUCCUGAAGAUUCACAUCACAAUUAA
Heterobilharzia americana is the source of this 534-nucleotide messenger RNA. Lineage: Eukaryota; Metazoa; Platyhelminthes; Trematoda; Strigeidida; Schistosomatidae. The record is from the annotation of a GenBank genome assembly.